AUGCACAACCAUCUACAGUCCUACCUUGGAGUUCCCGGAAAUGAAGUACUACACACGAGUACUGUACGCUUGGCGGAGUGCUCGGUCCAGCUCAACCAACUAGAACAUGUCACCGACCCCGACAUGUGGCAGACAAAGCUGGAAUGUUUUCUGAUGAGGGCUAGUGGGUAUGACGACGUUAUCGGCAAGAUCCAUUUGCAGAUACUCAUCGACAUGGGUCGCAAUCAGCUGGCUGUCAUAUGUGGCUACAAGGACUGGAAAGAGUGGAGAGAGUCGAAGGAGGUAUCAACUUCAGGAGAUAAGAGAGACAUGCACGCUGCGAUGAUAGCUGAAGCAAAGGCGAUUCUUCAAAAGCAGGAUUCCAACGUCUCAGAAUCUUGGAAGGUUGUUGGACAGCAGCACCUGGCUCUCAGAUAUAUCAUUAAUGGCCGCCGCAUGAGGGCCCGUGAAGAGGUUGUAGAGUACACUGCAACAAGGGAGGCUAUCCGGAUAGCUGUUUCGGACAUGGCCUAUUCAGAAAUCACCAGAAACAUGGGGGUCAUAUUUGACGCAGUUUUUGACGAAUACGACGAAUAG
Suillus bovinus is the source of this 576-nucleotide messenger RNA. RefSeq lists its product as uncharacterized. The transcript is spliced from 3 exons. Bases 1 to 576 code for a protein of 191 amino acids. NCBI's taxonomy places the organism in Eukaryota, Fungi, Basidiomycota, Agaricomycetes, Boletales, Suillaceae. The record is from RefSeq and is a predicted model, not a curated record.